This is a messenger RNA of Salvelinus fontinalis (brook trout), 4711 nucleotides long. Its product is annotated as BOS complex subunit ncln-like. Bases 131 to 1864 code for a protein of 577 amino acids. The record is from RefSeq and is a predicted model, not a curated record. Gene Ontology annotation, biological process: regulation of signal transduction. The transcript has 15 exons. Gene Ontology annotation, cellular component: endoplasmic reticulum membrane. Lineage: Eukaryota; Metazoa; Chordata; Actinopteri; Salmoniformes; Salmonidae.
UUUCGCCAUAUUAAAAUCCACUUGUGUCGACUGUGUUAGUGAAUGACAGCUAGGCUAGCGACUAGAUUCGAUCCGGCAACUGCCUAGAUUAUCAAUUUACUGUUGUUUAGACCAUAAUACCAAGAUCAAGAUGUUUGAGGAGGCUAGUGAGGUGUUCGAUAACAUGUUUAAGUCCUCUUUCCCCCUGACUUUCAUUGUGUUUAUCCCCGCGGUGCUGAUUCUCGUCUCACCCCUUCCAGCCGAAGCGGCACACGAAUUCACCGUGUACCGCAUGCAGCAGUAUGACCUGCAGGGACAACCGUACGGUACCAGGAAUGCCAUAUUGAACACGGAAGCGCGCACUGUGGAGGCGGAAGUGCUAAGCCGCCGCUGUGUCAUCAUGCGGCUGGUGGACUUCUCCUAUGAGAGAUACCAGAAAGCCCUGCGCCAGUCCGCUGGGGCUGUGGUCAUCAUUCUCCCCAAGAAUAUGUCCACCAUGCCGCAGGACAUAGUACAGCAGUUCAUGGAGCUGGAGCCAGAGAUGCUGGCCACAGAGACCAUUGUCCCGGUUUACUUUGCUCUGGAGGAUGAUGAGCUGCUCUCCAUCUACACACAGACCCUCACCUCCUCCUCCUCCCAGGGCUCCUCCUCUGCAGCUGAAGUGCUGAUCCACACAGCCACAGCCAAUGGCUUUCAGAUGGUGACGAGUGGGGCUCAGAGCAAGGCAGUGAGUGACUGGGCCAUUACCAGUCUAGAGGGGCGACUGGCUGGAACUGGAGGAGAGGACCUGCCCACCAUUGUCCUGGUGGCUCACUAUGACUCCUUUGGUGUCGCUCCGUGGCUGUCCUAUGGAGCAGACUCUAACGGCAGUGGGGUGUCUAUGCUGCUGGAGUUAGCCAGGCUCUUCUCCAGACUCUACACCUACAAGAGGACACAUGCUGGAUACAACCUGCUUUUCUUUGUCUCUGGAGGAGGGAAGUUCAACUACCAAGGCACCAAGCGCUGGCUGGAGGACAACCUGGAUCAUACAGACUCCAGUCUGUUGCAGGACAAUGUGGCAUUUGUGUUGUGUCUGGACACCCUGGGGAACGGGGAUGGUCUGCACCUUCACGUGUCCAAGCCCCCUAAAGAGGGAACCGCCCAGUACGCCCUGCUCAAAGAGCUGGAGACUGUGGCGUCCAACCAGUACCCAGAGGUCAAGUUCUCAAUGGUGCACAAGAAGAUAAACCUGGCGGACGACACACUGGCGUGGGAGCACGAGCGCUUCGGGAUCCGCCGGCUGCCGGCCUUCACGCUGUCCCACCUCAACAGCCACCGCGAGGUGCAGCGCUCCAGCAUCAUGGACGUGCGGUCAGUGUCCCCCUCUUCUGAACAUGGAGCGGGAGAGCCCCCUGCUGGACCUCAUGUGGAUCUGAGAAAGCUUAGCAGGAACACAAAGCUGAUUGCAGAGUCGCUGGCCAGAGUCAUCUACAACCUCACAGAGAAGGGUGCCCCAGGUGACCUACAGAUUUUCACUGAACAAAUGCAGAUGCAGGAGGAGCAGCUGUCGUCGGUGGUGGACUGGCUGACAGCCCAGCCGCGGGCUGCCCAGCUGGUGGACAAGGACAGCAGUGUGGUCAGCACCCUGGAGUACCACCUGGGACGGUACCUGAAGGACGUCCGUAGGCACUACGUCAAGGCUGACAAGAGAGACCCAGAGUUUGUCUUCUACGAUCAGCUCAAACAGACCAUGAAUGCUUACAGGGUGAAACCAGCCAUCUUUGACCUGCUUCUGGCAUUCUGCAUUGCAGCUUACCUCGGAGUGAUAUAUCUGUCCAUCCAGCACUUUGUGGUUCUCUACAGUGUGGUGCGCAGAAUCACAACGCCCAAGACCAAGCAGCAUUAAGCCACUCCUCUUCCUCAUUCAGACUCCUCACACCGACAACGAGCUCUAGCCAGUAACAAAACGGGGGCGGACCAAGCUGCUCAUCUUUUUUUUUCUUUUUUUUUUUACCACCCUAUCUAUGUCCUUUGUUCCUCUUUGGAAAUGAAACGUGUUGAAUCAUUUCUCUCUGCCAAGUUUAGCCAUCUAGUCAGUUCCUUCAAUGGCUGUCAAGUCAGAAUGCACUCUGGUCUUCCUGUCCCCGUGAAAUCAGAUGUCAAACAUUUCCUCGUACGCCCAAUCCCACAUCAACUCCUAGUCCCUAACCCCUAUUUUCCCCUAUGAUCUGAGAGAAUUUGAUAGGUGUAAGAAAUAUGGUAAUAGGGUUACCUUGUGCUCAGAUAGGCUAGGUGACAUUUUCAGCAGUUUGUUUACACCUAUCCAGUCCUCUCCAUAAGGAGUAGGUACUAGGGGUUGAUGUGGGAUUGGACAUUUCUAUACCCACAGCUCACUCCUCAGUGCCCUAUAGUGUGAAUUUUGCCAAACUACAAUGGGUCGUCUUCUUGGGCAGCUAUGGAGUAGCAUGAGUGUGCAGGAGUAGCAGUGAGACUUUGUAAUAUUGUUUGGAUGGAUGGUUGAUAUAUUUGGUCACCCUGACUAGAUUUAUUUUUCUAUAGGAUUUAUUAUUUUCUUUAACCCCAAUUAACUAAUUAAAUAGUGCCUUCAGAAAGUAUUCAUACACCUUGACUUGUUCCAGAGUUUGUUGUGUUACAGCCUGAAUUCAAAAUGGAUUAAAUUGUUUUUUUCUCACCGAUCUACACACAAUACUCAAUAAUGACAAAGUGAAAAAAUGUUUUUACAUUUUGUAGCAAUUUUUGCACAACCCUGAGUCAAUAGAUGUUAGAAUCACCUUUGACAGCGAAUACAGCUGUGAAUUUUUUACACACCUGGAUUGUACAAUAUUUGCACAUUAUUCUUUAUAAAAUUCUUCCAGCUCUGUCAAGAUGAUCGUUGAUCAUUACUAGACAGCGAUUUUCAAAUCUUGCCAUAGAUUUUCAAGACGACUUAAGUCAAAACUGUAACUAGGCAACUCAGGAACAUUCAAUGUCGUCUUGAUAAGCAACUCCAGUGUAUAUUUGGCCUUGAGACUCCCAGUGUCUGUUGGAAAGCAGACUGAACCAGGUUUUCCUCUAGGAUUUUGUCUGUGCCUAGCUUUAUUCUGUUUAUUUUUAUCCUAAAAAACUCCCUAGUCAUUGCGGAUGACAAGCAUACCAUAACAUGAUGCAGCCACCACCAUGCUUGAAAAUAUGAAGAGUGGUACUCAGUGAUGUGUUGGAUUUGCCCCAAACAUAGCGCUUUGUAUCCAAGACAAAGUUAAUUUCUUUCUCACAUUGUUUUGCAGUAUUACUUUAGUGCCUUGUUGCAAACAGGAUGCAUGUUUUGGAAUAUUUUCUAUUCUGUACAGGCUUCCUUUUUUUUCACUCUGUCAUUUAGGUUAGUAUUGUGGUGUAACUACAAUGUUGUUGAGCAAUGCUCAGUUUUCUCCUAUCACAGCCAUUAAACUCUAACUGUUUUUAACUGAGUUAGGAAGGACGCUUUUAUCUUUGUCGUGACUGGGUGUAUUGAUACACCAUGCAAAGUGUAAUAAUAAUUACACCAUGCUCAAAGGCAAUGUCUGCUUUUUUAUUUUUUUGCCCUUUGCGAGGCCUUGGAAAGCCUCCCUGGGCUUUGUGGUUGAAAUUCACUGCUCGACUGAGGGACCUUACAUGUUAACCACUAUUAUUGCACACAGAGUGAAUCCAUGCAACUUAUGUGACUUGUUAAUAAGCACAUUUUUACUCCUGAACUUAUUUAGGCUUGCCAUAACAAAGGGGUUGAAUACUUACUGACUCAAGACAUUUCAGCUUUUCAUGUGUAAUUAAUUUGUAAAAAUAUCUAAAAACAUAAUUCCACUUUGACAUUAUGGGGUAUUGUGUGUAGGCCAGUGACACAAAAUCUCAAUUUAUUAAAGGUUUUAUUCAGGCUGUAACGCAACAAUGUGGAAAAAGUCUAGGGGUGUGAAUACUUUCUGAAGGCACUGUAUGUAUGAAUAAGAACAUGCAUUUAGAUUGAUAAAUUGUCCCCCAUACUACCCAUUGCCAUCACUAGAGUAAGUAUGGUUAUAGAAUGGAAAUAAUUCAUUUUUUCGGUUUCACCCCUUUGUAGACUAAUUUACUAGUGUUACUAUGUGACUUAGUUUUGAUUACAAAUGCCCUUUUAAAAUGUGACAACAUUAGACCCUCCCCUCCCACAAAUAUGUCAAUCAGAGAUGUAUGCAGUGUUGCAAUAAGGUCACAGUCUCCCAACACGAUUCUAUCUGGACAUGUCUAUUGCAACACGGUGAGCUCCACAUCGAUGUGCAGACACAGCACGUUGAAAUCCCCCCUUGCUCUCAUCAACUAAAGUCUUAAGGCAGGAUGUUGGUAGAUCAAAUUGGACCUUUGAGGGAGUCUGGUAAUGUCAAUGUGUUGUCCCUUGUCUUCGUCUAUAUCCCUUACGGUCUUUGAUCUUGAGUUAAGUGACGAGACAACGCUUGUGUGCUGUAGUUGGCAUGUAGUAUCACAUGUAAGAAUCCCAUGUCGCUCCCGCAGUCAGUGAGAGCAAAUGGACUGGUGAGAUUCACCUAUCAACACAAGGUAAAAAACUGUGCUACAUAGAUUUACAUUUUUAUUUAUUGAAGCAGACUGCUGAACUGUGCACUGACUUGAACUCUCAAGACUCUCUUUUUGUCCAACACCUACAUUUACCUUUCUGUCUCGACUGUUUUACCUGGUCCUCGUAAACUUGAUUCUUGCAAUGAAAAUGACAGAGUAAAUUAAUUUGUUGAAGUAA